Molecule: messenger RNA, 853 nt
Organism: Cydia splendana
Lineage: Eukaryota; Metazoa; Arthropoda; Insecta; Lepidoptera; Tortricidae
Product: dihydrolipoyllysine-residue succinyltransferase component of 2-oxoglutarate dehydrogenase complex, mitochondrial-like
Exons: 6
Coding region: 167-844 (225 amino acids)
Biological process (GO): tricarboxylic acid cycle
Cellular component (GO): mitochondrion
Molecular function (GO): dihydrolipoyllysine-residue succinyltransferase activity
Source: RefSeq, a predicted model, not a curated record
CGCCCCCGCUGCAGCGCCCGCCGCCGCUCCAGUGCCCGCUGCAGCACCGGUUGUGUCUAAGGUUGCAGCCAAAGCCAAAGUAGCAGCGGGCCCUACUUUAGCCGCGCAACGUCUCACAGACCCCACGAAGACGAUAUCAGGCACGCGCACAGAGCAUCCCGUGCCUAUGAAUAAGAUGCGUUUGCGCAUCGCACAGCGGCUCAAGGAGGCCCAGAACACCACGGCCAUGCUUACUACAUUUAACGAGUGUGAUAUGAGCAAACUCAUGGAGUACCGCAAGGCCAACCUACCCGCGUUCAUGAAGAAGUACGGCGUGAAGCUCUCCUUCAUGUCUCCGUUCCUGAAGGCUUCUGCCAACGCCCUGCUGGACCAGCCCGUCAUCAACGCGGUCAUCAUUGACGGCAAUAUUGUUUAUAGGGACUUCGUAGACAUCUCAGUAGCAGUGGCAACGCCGCGAGGGUUGGUGGUGCCGGUACUGCGAAACGUGGAGUCCAUGGAUUACCCGAAGAUAGAGCUCACCAUAAACGGCAUCGCGGAAAAGGCGAGGAGCGGAAAACUGACCCCAACGGACAUGCAAGGCGGCACGUUCACGAUCAGCAACGGCGGCGUAUUCGGCUCGCUGCUGUCCAUGCCCAUCAUCAACCUGCCCCAGUCCGCUAUCCUGGGCAUGCACGCCAUUUUCCAGCGGCCUGUCGCUGUCGGCAAAAAAAUCAAAAUAAGGCCGAUGAUGUACCUGGCACUGUCCUACGACCACAGACUGAUUGACGGGCGCGAAGCGGUACUCUUCCUCCGAAAGGUCAAGUCAGGAGUGGAAGACCCAACCUCCAUCCUUGCUGGAAUGUAGCAGAAGACC